Messenger RNA from Moneuplotes crassus, 3372 nucleotides. The record is from the annotation of a GenBank genome assembly. Lineage: Eukaryota; Ciliophora; Spirotrichea; Euplotida; Euplotidae.
AGAAUAGACUGGACUAGUAUAGAAUACAAAAAAUGUGAAGAGAGAAGAAAAACUAUCUUAUUUUGUGACUCUUUGUUGCAUUAUGAUUGACUCCCAUACUUACUGUCCAAUAUAAUUACAAGUUUGCAGGACUGAGUGGAAGUCCUACAUCAUUUACUGAAGAAAGUUCAACCCCAGGAGCUCCAACAUUCACCAUGGAACCGGCUGCUCAACCAACACUUGUAGAUCAAGGAAUAUUCUUUCCUCCAAGCAAGUAAGCUUAGAGACAAUAUUUAGAUACCUCAACAUUGACAGUGCUUUUCAAGCUCCUACAUCUAAAUUUUCAUUCCAGUAUUGGAUCUACAUCUUUACCAGUGAUGCAUUUACUGUUUUCCAAGGAACUAUAUAGAUGAUAAUGGAGCCCUGGAAGGAAUCAAAUUUGAUGGAUAUAAGAGGACGGAAGGGCUGAGUAUUUAUUCAAGAUAUCAGAGUAGUGGAAAUCAUGCUCACGAAAUGAAAAAAGGAUGGAACAGAGUCAGAAUGAGUGGAAGUAAUGGCUUGAUAAAUACUAAGCUCCAUAACUCUAUAAUUGGAGAGAAUUUAGCGACAACAUACUCUUAUAAUUUUAACAAUGGUUUGAUAUACAAAUUAGGAUCUAGUGAAUCAACAGCCAAUAGUUUUAUUCUGUACAGUUUCUGUUUCACUGAUGGUGAUUCUGUAUUAACAUGGGCUAUAUCAGCUUUAUAUCCUAACAACUUAAAUACUUGCGGAGACGGAACUAUCCAACCAACUAGUUUAGAGGAAUGAGACGAUAGCAACUUCAAUAAUGGAGAUGGAUGAAAUGAAAGCUGCAUGUUUGAGUCAGGUUCAUGAUCCCAAACACCUAUUAUAUGAUUCGAAGAUUGUGGAGAUGGUAAAAGAUUCAAUACAUUGUCAACUUAUUGAGAUGAUGGUGGAAAGGUCUCAGGAGAUGGCUGCUCUAGCACUUGUUCAAUUGAAACCGGCUUCGAAUGAACUAAUGGAGAUUCCACAACUCCAGACACUUGAUCUCCAAUCUGAGGAGAUGCUAUCAAGGUUUCAUCAGAAUUCUGAGAUGAUGGGAACAAAAUUUCUGGUGAUGGGUGAAGCGAUACUUGACUGCAAGAAAAUGGAUGGACAUGAGCAGGUGGGAGCCUUUCUGGAAGUGAUACAUGAACAGAAGAUUGAGGUGAUGGUAAAAAGUUCAAUGCUGUUGCUACCUACUGAGACGAUGGAAAUAAAAUAUCAGGAGAUGGAUGUUCAAAUUCUUGCCAACUUGAGACUGGCUAUAAAUGAACUAAUGGAGAUUCCACAACUCCAGACACUUGAUCUCCAAUCUGAGGAGAUGCGAUCAAGGUUUCAUCAGAAUCUUGAGAUGAUGGGAACAAAAUUUCUGGUGAUGGGUGAAGCGACACUUGACAGCAAGAAACCGGAUGGAUCUGUACAGGUGGAAACUUAUCUGGAAGUGAUUCUUGAGCUGAGGAAUGAGGAGAUGGUAUCAAAACUAUAUCUGAAACUUGAGAUGAUCAAAAUACAAAUUCAGGAGACGGCUGAAGCAAUACCUGUCAGCAAGAAGUUGGCUGGACAUGAAUUGGUGGAAGUCUUUCUAGCAAAGAUACUUGUACUGAAGAUUGUGGAGACGGAAAGAGAUUCAAUUCUUUAACAACAUAUUGAGAUGAUGAUAAUACUGAUGAUGGAGAUGGCUGAUCUUCUACUUGACAGGUUGAGAUUGGAUAUAGUUGUCAAGGAGGAUCUCCUACUCAAAAAGAUGACUGUGGACCGAUCUGUGGAGAUGGACUUAUUUAUGCAGAGGAGCAAUGAGAUGAUGCAAACUCAUACUCUGGAGAUGGUUGAAGUGACUCUUGAAGUGUUGAAGAUGAGUGGGUAUGUACAGGAGGAAGCCAAACUUCUCGAAGCACUUGCAGACUUAAAUGAAUCAUUGAGAACUGUCAAACAUGUGACUCACAAAACAACACUAUAUGAGUUACUUGUAUUGCUGGUUAUGGGCUUAACAAAGACUUUACUUGACGCUAUGUCCAAGUUUCUGAGUCUGCUCAGGCGAUGUCAUCUGGCUCAGCUGCAAUAACUGGAGUCGGGUCUUUAAUAGGACUCAUAGUUUCACUGAUGAACUUUUCUGCUCCAAUGGCUCUCUGGGCAAUGGCAAACCAAGUGCAACUGAUGCUGUUACUUCUGUUAACAAAGAGUUCUCUUCCAUAUGAUAUUGUUGGAUACAUUACAACGAAUGGGUUUUUCUCAUUCAACAUGGAGUUUCUACCGAUAAAAUCUAACACAAUAGCAGAAGUACCUUUAGAAUGGAUGAGUAAGACCCAAAGCAGCAUCGAACUCGAAGACAUGGGAUUAGAAUCUGGUAGCUCAUUUAACAACAACUUCGGGUUAGUAUUUAUGGUUUUAGUUUUUGCUUUCGUACAUUUGCUACUAUGCUGCUGUCCGAGAGAAGAAAAAUAUUUGAACAAUGAUUGAAGAAAUAGAUGUGCUAAGAUCUUCAAGCCUGUGUGGAGACUUUUUACAUUUGGAAUUUAUAUUAGACUAUUGUUGGAAGGUUACCAGUUCGUUUAUAUUUCAUCAAUUAGUGAACUCAGAAGAAUAAAUAAAUUUGAUAUCAGAGUUAUAAAUUCUGAAAUGUUUGCUAUUUUAUUGGUAAUAUGCUGAAUUAUAUUCCUAAUGUUGGCUUUCAUGCAAAUUUGUAAACAAGAAAAAAUGGAUCAGCAUGAUAAAUUUGGGGAAUUUACUGCAGGUCUUAGAGAAUCUAAACACAGUAAAUUUUACACACCAUUUUUGAUUUUGAGAAGAUUGCUGUUUUGCUCACUACUAGUGUUGUUCAAUAAUUAUGAAUGUAUUUUUCUGGUUGGAUUCAUGCUCUUGAUUCAAGUUCUUUAUGUAUUCCACUUGUUAUAUCUGAGGCCAAUGGAGAAUAAUCUAAAUAAUGUGGUAGAGUGAAUGAAUGAAGUAUUUUACAUAUUCUUUGUCGCUUUCCUUCUGAAAUAUAACUCGAAACAAACCUGGAAGGGAUGGCCUACAAGUUUAUACUUAUGGACAAUGAUGAUGAACUCAACAAUAGUUGUGUUGACAAUUCUAGUUGGAAACUUCUUGGAAUUCAAGCAGAAAAUAUGAAGAAAGAAGAAAAACAAAGUAAAAAUUGAGGUCUCUGAGAUCCCUAGAUCCCAUCGAAGAAACUUAGAUCAAUUCGCUGACCAAAAUAUCUCCGUUAACCAAAUCUCACUCUCCAAAAUAACGAGCCAUAUCACCCGCAAAAUCCUCAAACCAAGACCUUCCCAACCCCAUACUCUCACUACCUCCCCAACAAUCGUCCCAUAACCACCAAAAAUCACUUUAUGCCCUCACAAAUUUCAUUCA